AGUUUAAAUAAUCUGUGAACUUAUUCGAUGAUUGUUCUGACUGUAAUUUUAUGAUUGUGGAACAUUUUCAUUCGUAAAAUCAGAAUUCUUAAAAUUUGCUUUAUUUCGUUACCAGUUUUGUUUCUAGAAUUUGAUAAAUCAUGGCUAACGACGACGUAGUGCUAAAACAAUAUCUUUCGAAAUAUAAACACCGCGACUACACGGCUCGUGAAGUGAUUAAUUUAAUUCAAGUGUACAGAAGUUUGACCUAUCGUCUGGAAGCCUUUGUGUUCAACAACGGCGCUAGGAAAGACUUAUUAAAUCUAGAGGGUACUAUCCCGGUUAACUAUAAAGGAGCCUUCUACAAUAUUCCUGUAUGCAUUUGGCUUAUGGACACUCAUCCACAAAAUGCGCCGCUCUGUUUUGUUAAACCCACGUCAGACAUGUCCAUCAAAGUUUCUAAAUAUGUAGAUAGCAACGGCAAAGUAUACCUUCCUUUUCUACACGAGUGGACCCAAAACGGUUCUACACUGCAGAAGCUUAUUCAAUGCAUGAUUACUGCUUUUGGAGAGCUGCCGCCAGUCUAUUCUAAACCGCGGAACGAGACUAGAGCACCAUACCCUGUUAAUUCGUUUAUGCCUCAGCCCACGGGGUAUCCAUUUCCUCAGGGUACUCCUCAGCCAGGCUAUCCAACACCAGCUCCAUAUCCUACUACCUCAAAUCUCCCUUAUCCAAGUUAUGGUGCUCCUUAUCCUGGAGCAGUUAGUACAAAUGGCAUGCCUUAUCCACCUGCUGCUGCAACAUCCCUGCCAUACCCUCCGGCUGCUGGCUAUGGUGGACCCACACCUGAUGUGGCUGGAGGUACUAUCACAGAGGAACACAUUAAAGCAUCUCUGCUGUCUGCUGUGGAGGAUAAAUUACGCCGGAGACUUAAGGAACAGUCUCAGCAGUCCCAAGCCGAGCUGGAAACUUUGCGUCGCACACAGAAAGAGCUUUGUGAAGGAAAAUCUCGCUUGGAAGACAUACUGUCAAGGUUGCAAAGGGAGAGAGCAGAGUUAGAUAAAAACGUAACUAUAUUGCAGGAGAAAGAGAAGGAAUUGCAUACAGCUAUAGACCGGUUACAGGAACAGGAGGGCAUUGAUGUUGAUGAGGCUGUGGUCACUACUGCCCCACUCUACUCACAACUGUUAAAUGCUUUUGCUGAAGAAGCUACUCUAGAAGACGCUAUUUACUAUAUGGGAGAGGCUCUGCGUAAGGAAGUUAUUGAUUUGGAUACAUUCUUGAAGCAAGUGCGCACUCUGGCUCGCAGGCAGUUCACCCUGCGUGCCCUCAUGCACAAGUGUCGGCAGAAGGCUCAGUUGGCGUGCUAAUAGUGGCGAUGUUUCUGGCAAUGUACCCUUAAGUACUUGCCAGAAAUAAAAGACUAUGUGAUUUGUAUGUAAAUGGUGAUGAGUCAUACAUUAUUGACAUCAUAUCGAGAUGGAUUCAUAGAGAGGCAGAUAUCCUCAGGACUAUUGGUUGAUGAAAUUCUUCAGUGUAAUUAUUGAUGUGGUAAUCUGCUAUUUUGGGUGCAGUGGAUGCAAUGUCAAAAUAAUUCAACAGGACUACAUAAAUAUGCAUACUGUAUUUAAAUUCUGAUAAGUGACAACCACAGUUUGCCCUAUUUCAUUGUAUAAACAAAAUGAUAACUGUAAAUUUAUUGUAAUCAUGCAAAAUAUAUAUAUAAUAAUAUAUUCUAGCUUCAAUAUGAAAUAGCCUAAUAAAGAUACUAUACUCAAAGGAGAAAAGUAUUAAUGCAACGGGCAUAUUUCUGAAUAAAUACAAGUUUCAAUAGUAUAAUAAUGUUAUGAUAAUUAUCUUGUUUUAUGUAAAGAACUAGUAGUUACGUAAUGAGUUACUUUUCUCUAUUAAAUACCCCUGGUGACUGGUGAAGUAAAUGUUUACCAACAUGCUAAGAACUGGCAACACUUUUCUACUUUAUUAGGUGUAGUAGAUAUUGUAGUUGCACUUAUAUAUUGAACAUCCUGCAUUUACUAUGUAAUCUUAGAUACUAGAGCUAGGAUGUAGACCUAGAUCAUAGGUAUUAUUGUCAAUGUAGUGGAUGCCAUUUAUCUCAUACGUAAAUGUAGUAAAUACCAAUGUUAAAAUGUAAAAAAAGUUACUGUUUAUAAUAUAAUUGUAGUUAUUGUAACCAUGUCUUUUUGCACAUUAACUUAAUACUUGGAACAUUUUAAACACAGUUAAAAAAACAGUUUGUAGAAUGAACUCAACUUAAGUUAUGGUUGCAGGUAUUAAGUUAAUCUGCAAGCAAACCUGAUCUAUUUAUAUUAUUAAAGUUUUUCUACCUAAUAAUAUACUCUGUAGAUUAAAAUGAAUGGAAAUAUGAUGGAAGGACAGAUAGAUAUAUCACAUGAGACUAAGCUUGCUCUGCAGAAAAGGUUGAGUGACACUGACCUAAGAUGUUAACAUACCAUUUUAUUAGAAGAUCUGAAUACUGAAUCAUACUUCAGCCAUUAAUGGCAGUCCUACUUUACACUGUAAAGUACCAGCGACAGCACAAGAUUUAAGGUGAUAUUAAUGUUUCAGUAUUUGGGUAAGGCCAAAUGAAAAAGUAAAAAAAAUAAUAUCAUAUAUUAUGUGUAUAAAACUUAGCCACUUUUCAUUCAUUUGUUUGUUAUCACAAUCAUUUGAUAACUUAAUAAAUGAGUCAUUGUAUCAACAGUCUUAUCAGUAAACAAUAUUUCGUAGAUAUCAGGGUUUAAGUGGUAGACAAUAAUACAAAUUCAAUGUAUCAUCUGAAAUUCUAUUUGGGUGUUGUGAUCUGGUUGUAUAGUGUAAUCAUUGUGCCAUGGUCAGGCAAGGGAUAAUUGUAGAUAUUUGACUAUUUACUGUUCUUGUAAUAUAAUGUUAAAGAAGCACUGCAAUUUGUUCAUUUCUGUUAUGCAAUGUGGUAUUGAUAAGUACUUGAGAGUCUAAAAAUGUAUUAGUGUGGAAUUCAAUUUAUAAUAAUCAUACUAAAUUUGUGAAUGUAUAGCUUGAUACAUAUAAAAUAUAAAUAUGGUCUAAGUGGCACAUUUAUUAUGCAUAUAAAUAUGUUGCUUAACUAUUUAAUGGUGUUAGUUUUAUAGCAUUUACAUUCAAUUCAAAGUAUAUCGUAGCUUAUAUGCACCUUAACGCAGGCAGCCGUUAAUGCUGGUUGACCACUGCCUGCUUAAUAAACUAAGUUAGUCGCACUCCCAUAGUUGAGCCAGUGUAUAACACAUUCGACGCCAACUUUUCUAGCAAGAGUUAGCGUCGAAUGUAUUGCAUAAACACUAUCCGCGCGAAUUAUCAUCUUCACACAUAUUUCACUCGAAACUACAGAGAUAUAGUUUAUCUGGAUAGCUGGCGUCAUGUCGUGCUCUAUAUCCUAACUAAACUUAGUUCAGUUCGCAGUGGGAAAUCGGCUUUCCAGUUAUCAUUAUUCUAUGAUCAAAGUAAUCAACCUUUGUUACUGCCAUGGCGUAGGUUUUUACUGUUGUAGAGGAUUGAGUGAGUCCUUCAUUAUGAUUGAUCACAAUAAAUAUGAAUAAUAGUCGUUAAGACUUGCGUGACCACAAUUACCUAUGACGCCAUAAUAUCGCCAUUUAAUUUCUUGUUCUAGUUUUAUGAAAUGUAUUAAACAUAUUUAUGCUGAACCACAAGAAUACUCGAGCGCAUACCAUAGUAAUGACCACAUGACGCCAUGGCACAUCCUUAAGGGAGUUAGAGGUUUGUUUGAGUUUUAUUAGAACUCACAAUUUUGCUUUGAAAAUGUAGCGCAGAGUAACUCCACUUUAUCACACUGUGUUACCUGUUAAUCGGAUUUUUCAUUACUAAGACUGUAAAUAUGAUCUAUGUUAAAAUUAUUACUCAUUAUAAAAAGUAGACGUUUUAUAAAUAAUAUUGAAACUACGAAUUGUUUAAUAUAGUGUUAAAAUAUAUUAUAGUUUAUUUAUAAGGCCUGAGGACCCACCGCUACUGAAAGCAGUACUGUUGUGGUUGCAGAAGCGAGACGGCGCUAUACACGGCGUACGGGGGCGUCUCUUUUCCACAACCGCAAGAGUCUUACUUUAACAGCUGGUGGUCCCCAGUUUUGCACUGGUGAAGUGUUGUAGAAAUUCACAGUUGUAUAAUCAUAAUGCAAUUUAUUUAAUCGAUUUUUGUUCACAGCAUGAGGAUUGCUUUUCCUUUUUGUACAGUUUAUGUAUAAUAUGAUAAUUUAUACCUAUUGCGUUCAGACGGGAUUUUUGCAUGACGAAUAUUUUAUACUACCGUGCCCACGCAUGUGCGUUGUAGACAGUUUUCAAUCUAUCUAUUGAAUGUUUCUUAAAGUAGCAGUUAGUUAUGCGAAAGUCCCGUAUUAACAUGUCUGUAUCACGGCGAAGGACGAAUAGAUUUUGGCCAGCGGUUUUUCUUAUUGAAAGUUUUUCUUUGAAUUAGUGACAUUUCAAUGGCUCUAUUACAAAAUACUUCCCAUUUUUAACAUCCUCCUUUGCCAGUAUACAAACUCACUUUCUGAGAGAUUAUUGUUAAUCAUUUUUGUAUCUCGACGAAUGUAAAUAUGUUCUAGAGUAAGUUUGCUUUACAUAUUAUCGGCGCUGACUGAUAUUUGUGUCACAAUAAACGCGAAAAAUGUGAA
Trichoplusia ni (cabbage looper) is the source of this 4639-nucleotide messenger RNA. RefSeq names its product tumor susceptibility gene 101 protein (gene TSG101). Gene Ontology annotation, cellular component: ESCRT I complex. The transcript has a single exon. Gene Ontology annotation, molecular function: ubiquitin binding. The record is from RefSeq and is a predicted model, not a curated record. Lineage: Eukaryota; Metazoa; Arthropoda; Insecta; Lepidoptera; Noctuidae. Bases 141 to 1349 code for a protein of 402 amino acids. Gene Ontology annotation, biological process: protein modification process; endosome to lysosome transport; protein transport.